This is a messenger RNA of Pecten maximus, 5617 nucleotides long. Its product is annotated as deoxyribonuclease-1-like. The transcript is spliced from 9 exons. Bases 1211 to 2524 code for a protein of 437 amino acids. The record is from RefSeq and is a predicted model, not a curated record. Gene Ontology annotation, molecular function: DNA nuclease activity. Lineage: Eukaryota; Metazoa; Mollusca; Bivalvia; Pectinida; Pectinidae. Gene Ontology annotation, biological process: DNA catabolic process. Gene Ontology annotation, cellular component: nucleus.
UUCACGCUAAAUGACCUCGAAGCGUUUGAAGAUAUCAUCUGUUUGUAAAGUUAAGUCAGACGUGUCACUCUGAUAAAGGGGAAUGAGUUUAUUUCAGGGUAGAUCAUAUCAAUGUCGACCCUGGUUAAAAAAACCCAUCCAUGCAUGUGGAAAGAGAAAAGUCCAGGAAGGAUAUAAGAACUAUAUGGUACAGGGCGUCAUCAUAAUUUUUUGAAAGUGCGACUAUGUUCCGGAAAAACAUACUGAUGCGACCUAAAUACAGGUUAACAGUAUACAUGUUUUCAUCUCUGAAUAUGUUAACACUGUACAUUAAUUCAUCUUUACACAUGCUAACACUGAACAUUCAUCUUUACACAUGUUAACACUGUAUAUUCAUCUUUACACAUGUUAACACUGUACAUUAAUCUUUACACAAGUUAACACUGUACAUUCGUCUUUGCACAUGUUAACACUGUACAUUAAUCUUUACACAAGUUAACACUGUACAUUCGUCUUUACACAAGUUAACACUGUACAUUCGUCUUUGCACAAGUUAACACUAUACAUUCAUCUUUACACAAGUUAACACUGUACAUUAAUCUUUACACAAGUUACCACUGUACAUUCGUCUUUAAACAAGUUAACACUGUACAUUCGUCUUUGCACAAGUUAACACUGUACAUUAAUCUUUACACAAGUUAACACUGUACAUUCAUCUUUACACAAGUUAACAAUGUACUUUCAUCUUUAGAUAGGUUAACACUGUACAUUCGUCUUUACACAAGUUAACACUGUACAUUAAUUCAUCUUUACACAAGUUAACACUGUACAUUCAUCUUUACACAAGUUAACACUGUACAUUAAUUCAUCCUUACACAAGUUAACAUUGUAUAUUCAUCUUUACACAAGUUAACAUUGUACAUUUAUUUUAACACAUGUUGACGCUAUACAUUCAUUUUAGAUGUGUUACACAGUGCAUUUAUCAACUGUACCUGCGUAACACCUUAUACUAGUAUACCUUUUUACUCUUCAAAUCUUUCUAUUACAAAGAAGGCAAACAUCUUAAUAUCCACACAAAAAUAGGAAACAGAAUGGUCGCCGACGCUGUGAUUGCUAUUAAUGUAUUCAAAUUGGAGUACAGAGGUAGUUAGAAAGAGAUCCACCUACUGACACCUAGUACACUUAGGUAGUGAGGUGUUACGCCCGUUACUGAACACAUCGCCAAUACAACAUGGCAGGCUUCAUCACUGGCAAAUUUCUCUUCGGGAUUCUCGCCUUUCUUACCAUCCAAUUUGGUACAUGUUUGUCUAAGAUGUUAGAAGAAAACUUGAGAAUAUCAGCUUUCAACCUGAGGAUGUUUGGAGAUGCGAGAGCGGAAAAUACAGACGUUGUUGAAAUUCUCGCAAAGAUUAUCAGACGAUACGAUAUCAGUAUCUUACAAGAAAUACGAGAUAAAGACGGUUCGGCAUUCAAACUGCUGAUGAAUGAAGUAAAUGGUAACACUGAUGAAUAUGCUAGCGACUUGAGUCAACGUCUGGGGACAAGCCACAUCAAGGAGGAGUACGCAGUGAUUUACAGGAAAGAUACUGUCCGUCUAGACGACACAUACCAGUACCCCGACCCAGACUACGAUUAUUUUGAGAGACCGCCGUUUUCUGUUAAGGUUCACCUGAAAACAGCCGAUGAAUUAGACGAGAUGGCAAUAAUUGCCAUCCACACUAAGCCCACCGAGGCCGUUGAGGAGAUUGAUAAACUCGUCGAUGUAUCUAAGAAUACAAGUGAUCACUGGAAUGGUUUAAAGAAUAUCCUAAUCGCCGGAGACCUAAACGCCGGCUGCAGUUAUGUGACAACUAAGGAAAUGAAGAUCAUUUCUCUCCGAAAGGACAAGCGAUAUAGCUGGCUUAUUGGCGAUGAUGUCGAUACUACGACUUCCGGUUCAGACUGUGCUUACGACAGAUUUGUGGCUUCUGGUGAUCAAUUGAAGGCUGCAAUAGUUCCAGGAAGUGCACGUGAAUUCAAGUUUGAGGAAGAAUACAAUUUAUCGGAAAAACAGAUGAAAGAAGUCAGUGAUCAUUAUCCCAUUGAACUUGAAAUCAGAGGGAGAGUAAACCGCAGAGAACUGGCUAAAUUUGACAGUAAAUUGUCGAUGUCAUUCCAAGAUAACACCAUUCACAACAGAGAAGAUGUCAUGCGGAUACUCAACUCGGACGACUUCGUGCAAUAUGGUUUUGACGUUUCGAUUGAUGUUAACAUUGGCACCGAAAAAAAACAUAUCACUGCCUUUAUGGACAAUAUGACAAAAGAUCAGGUCUUAUCAAUAAUGCAUAGCAUUAACCUUUCCUCGGAUCUGAUCAGGGAAUCGGUGUGCGAGCUGGUAAUACUCCACCUUAAUUCGCCACUCAUGAGUGGCAUUCCAGGUGGACACGGUUUUCUGAUUGAGUAUGAUAUGAGAUAUGCUUUCGAGGUAUCGUGUGAAGAGGACGGAUAUCAUAGGUGUAGUUUUAAACUCACACGCGGUAUCGUCACCAUCGGCAGCUUUGCCUAGACGUGUAAUCUUCACAGUUUAGUUACAAUUACAUUAAAAUGAAUAUUAACAAAUUCAAUUAUUAUCUUGUGUAUCGUUAAGAUAUAACCGGAGUGUUAACGCUAUGAAACUUUCGAUUACAAUAGUUACAUGCGUUUUAACUUUUCAAGUGUAUCCGUUGAGACCGCGUGCGAUCGCUGAUGAAUGCGCGUACUUGAUUAAUGUGAAUGAAAUCAGAAAUAUUACAUAUCUUAGUAAGCGCUAUAAGUAAGAGACGAUGUGAUUUUUCCAACUGUAACAAAUGAUAUAAAAUAUGUAUGAUCAACCAACUGAAAUAAACAUCAUACAUAAUGCAUAGGAAUAUGUAUUGUCUGAAAAUACUCCUACUCCUUGUACGUUAAUCAAUUCGAAUAGCCUGAACAUCAUCACAAUCCAAACGUUCUACUAAAACUUGAAUUAGGAACAUAAUUUUGGGUAAAGAUUUAACACACUAUUCAUCGAAGCAGGUCACUGAUUUUAAUCAUAUCAAGUAAAUUUGUGCUAUCACUGCAAGAUAUCAAAAUAAGUUGGCUACUGGAAACGAUCAGAUCACGAUUGUGUUGUCAAUGUUUGUGGGAUGUAUAUGUAAGUGUAUGUAGUGCAGUCAUUUGUGUACGUAUCCUGCGAUAGUGCAGAACUCAUCCCGUGUUGAUAGCGUUAUCAUACUGAAAUAACAGAGUCGAGUGUAUACAACACGAUCGACGCUCGUUUACACUAAGGUUAUAGAUCGUUACCUGUAUUUACACAACUAGAGGUAUCCAUUAUAAGACUCUUUUCAUGCGUAGGUAUGAAGGUUAUGGACAUUCUAACCAUUUCACAAACAAACAGGGUUUUACAACAUUUUGUCAUCCGGGGGGUAGAAUAUCCAUGUCCUUCACACCUUUUCUAUAGCAAUGUUCCCGUAUCCUGCAUCCAGACCUUCCACAGUUUUGGAAAAUUAUAAUCUAUUGUCUAGAAAUUAACUGUCAAUACCCGGAAACGGCAUCCAAUGGUUGCACAAAACAUUUUGUCGAUUUUUCCCCCGUUGUUUGUGCCCCUUUUUAUUUCCCUUUUAAUGAAAACUAUGACGGGAAGACGGUCAUAUUGAUAACAACAAGAUGUCACGCCAGUAAUCUUCGUUGUAACGUCAUAAUCAACACACAAGGACCAAUAUUAUACCCGUAAGUUUUUUAAAGUAUACGGGGAAUUCCCAAAAAUAAUAACUGUGGCUGCCGGACAAAGUUUCUCUGAAAAUUAGUCCCACAAUGCAACGGCGGGUUUUAUAGUCCAUACAAAAUGGCAAAACUCCGAAAGCGUGGACCUGUGAAAACGCCGACAGAUUCUGCCAAAAAAAACAAGAAACAAAAAACCGCAAAAGUGAGUGGAAUCGGCAAAACCCGAGUAUUUCCUUAGGAAAGGAAAUGAUUCGUCGGAACGUAGCGAGAGAAGAAAAGGGAAUAGACUCGAAUUCCGAUUUUGCCGGACGUCUAUUGGAUUGCUGGUUAGAUUUUGUACAUUGUCAAUUUGCUACAUUUUAAAGUAUUUAAAUGUAAACUAUGAUUAUUUUGUUCAGUUGCCUGGGUAUUACGCGAAUGUUUAAAUGAAAGCAUUAUUAGGCAAAGUUCACGUAUGCUCGAUAUGUAAACAACGGCCAUGUGUGUAGUUUAUGUGCAGUGCACGUUGUUAUAGCCUCAUUCUCGGCGCCGUGACAAAUGUCGCGAUAAAUAUAAAUGCAGCGAGUUAUUUUUAUAUACUGAUGUCUCAAGGACUCCCCCGGUCAAGCGUCUAGACCAGUGGUCAUUUUAAUGUGAGGAGAGCGUGAAUGAGCAUCUUGGAUUACCAUUAAUACAUGUGAGCAACUAGAAUUUUAUGUUGUUUGGAAGUAUGUGGCUUUAAAUGACGGUCACAUUCGAUUUCAGACCUAUCCGAAAAAUAAAAACACUUGGUCAAGAAUAUCUGAAUCCCACUGGAAGAACUUGAGAAGAUUGAAUUGUGAAAAGUUUACGCACAUCGCACAACACUCGGCGACGGACAAAGCACGAUGGCUAUAGGUCAAAAUAAAUGUAUUUUCUGUUGAAAUGAUAAUAAUAUUUUAAGUAAUUAAUUAAUAUCAAUAAAGACUUCUACCUUAUAGUGUAUGACUGUAAAACAUAAUUGUCAUAUUGAAACUGUUGAACAGAAAUAAGUUAAUCAUGAGAUAGCUGUUGGAACAAAUACCAAUAUUGUAUAUAGAACACCAUAAUAAUAUAAGUUCGAAUAUGUUUUUAUUAUGAUAGGAAAUUGACAUAACAUGUUAAUAUACAUAUAUGUAAAAUUAUGUAAAAAAAAAUAUCUAAAAACUUAAUAAUGUAUACACCGCGAAGGACUUUAAUGUGCAUGUACAUACCAGAAUCCAACAAAGGCGUUUGUUUAUAAGUUACCUUUCUGACGUUCGUUUAUAAGUUACGUACAUACCUUUCUAUCACUUUAGAAUGAACCUUUACUAAACUGUAUCUAAUAUUGGUUUUGUAAUUGACAUAUCUAUGCUUACUUCCGCUAAAAGUGGUUAUCCGUGUGGCGUCUCUGACAAAUCAGUUUGACAAUAGUUUACUUCCGAAGCCAAUCAAGUAAAUCAGGCCAUUCUUCAAACAUGUAGAUAUAGUAUCACCAUACAUGUAGAUAUAGUAUCACCAUACAUGUAGAUAUAGUAUCACCAUACAUGUAGAUAUAGUAUCACCAUACAUGUAGAUAUAGUAUCACCAUACAUGUAGAUAUAGUAUCACCAUACAUGAACUAUCAUACAGCAUACUUAAAACAAAUCCUCUUUGUAACGGUCUUGGUGAUUUCGUGGGUUUUUUUUUACUAAUUUUAAAUCAGAAAAUAUUUGAAUUUAAAAACUCAAAUUCAAUGAAUUAAAAUGACAUUUGCUUGGUAAAUAGAGCAAGAUAGGUUCAGAAUGAUGGAUAUAUCAACUCUUAAAAUGUAAACUUAUAGAUAAUGUAACAAGCAUACUUUAGGUUUGUUUACAUGUAGAUUACACGUAUGUUCACACCACUACAAUGUUAUUAUUAUUAUCAUCACAACCAGCACUUUACGUUAGGGGGGGGGGGGGGGGCA